UUUCUUGGCAUUUCUCGCUUUGCGUUAGUGUUGACUGGGAUUUCGGUUGAUUCUUCCUGUUCCUUGACUUACCUUCUUCUGACAAUUCGAUAGUAAUAUAUGACAGAGAGCGCGUGGAAAAACUGAACCAAAGCGAAUGCUCGGCCAGUAAAAUAUUAGUCCCUGUUCGUCAAUCCGGCAACACUGUCUCGAUUUGGAUUCUUCCAGGUUUCAUUUGUAUUUCCUAUUUUUAUUUUCACGGAAAGAGAGAAGAGGGAGAAUGGUUUCUCAGACGAUUGAUUUGUUAAAGGAGGAACUCCCGGUGGAUCAACAACCUCUUAUUUUGUCUGGCGAUAUCAAAACAGGUCUCGUCCUCGUUGAUGUUGUCAAUGGCUUCUGCACCGUUGGAGCUGGGAAUCUGGCCCCAAGGCAACCAAACAGACAAAUUUCUAGGAUGGUAGAUGAAUCAGUGAGGCUCUCAAGAGUAUUCGCUGAAAAGAAAUGGCCUAUUUUUGCCUUUCUUGAUACCCAUCACCGGGAUAUUCCUGAGCCUCCUUAUCCUCCUCACUGUAUUGCCGGAACAGAGGAAGCAAAAUUGGUUCCUGAACUGCUGUGGUUGGAAAAUGAACCAAAUGCAACAGUCAGGUGCAAAGAUUGCGUCGAUGGAUUCCUUGGUUCAAUUGAGGAAGAUGGCCGUAACGUUUUCAUUGAUUGGGUGAAAAAUCAUCAGAUAAAACAAAUUUUGGUCGUUGGGAUAUGUACGGAUAUAUGUGUACUGGAUUUUGCCUGUUCAGCUCUGUCUGCUAGAAAUCGGCGUCUUCUUUCUCCUCUGGACGAUGUGAUUGUCUAUUCCCAUGCUUGUGCUACAUAUGAUAUUCCAGUUCAUAUGGCCAGAAUUAACAACGAUGUGAUAGCUCAUCCGCAGGAGCUGCUGCAUCAUAUUGGCCUUUACAUGGCCAGGGGAAGGGGAGCCAAGAUAGUAUCAGAUGUAUCGUUCAAGUGAGCUUAAGGAGAAUUAAUCUCAUCACAUCGAAUGGUCUUUCGUGGGCAUACUUAAGGCUUCAAAAUUGUGGCUGUUUCUUGUUGUCGAGUACUAUUAGGGGCGCUUGUCAAGUUAAUCAGACUUUUAUCUGUCCACUUUUAUUGUCCUAAUGCUAAGUUUCAACUGCCAGCUGCUAUAAUGCUUCACAUGGUAUUGCCCUAUUUUUUUUUUUAUCUCACAUAUAUAUUUUACACGGAUUGGAAUUAUAGUUGUC
This is a messenger RNA of Prosopis cineraria, 1235 nucleotides long. Its product is annotated as nicotinamidase 1-like. Gene Ontology annotation, biological process: pyridine nucleotide salvage. Bases 260 to 982 code for a protein of 240 amino acids. The transcript is spliced from 5 exons. Gene Ontology annotation, molecular function: nicotinamidase activity. The record is from RefSeq and is a predicted model, not a curated record. NCBI's taxonomy places the organism in Eukaryota, Viridiplantae, Streptophyta, Magnoliopsida, Fabales, Fabaceae.